AUGAUUAUGUUAAUUUUCAUACUGGUCUGGGGACUCUUGAGUGGACUUGCAGCUUCUACAACUUCAACUGAUAUCAACGCAAAUUUCUUUUAUCUUACUCUUGAUCCAAAUGCAACAAUAACAACUUUCCAAAGUAUUCAAGUGGUUCCCUCCUCCUCCAACGCACUAGUCAUCCCAGGUAAUGUUCAAGCUAUAUGGCCUGCGCUUCAAAACAAUAAAGGUAUUAUUCAAACCGUGGUUGCAAACCAAGGAAGCAUCGGAGAGUGGUUUUACAUUGGAUUAGAAUUUUGUUGCACACCUGAAGACUGGCAAGCUGAUAAAGCUCAGCAGGUAUAUCCAGGAGAUCGUAUCACCACAAAGUACCAAUUGAUGAGUGCAAGUACUGGAGUAUAUAAUGUUACAUGGAAGGUUGAGAGGGGUUACUCCGGUAUUCAAGCUGCCGAGAUGUUCUUUACUGCAGAAUCUCUUUUCAAUCCCCAAGAGCAUCCAACCCCUGGUGGCCAAGGCCCGUUUAAUAAGGCACUUUUCGCAAUCGAAACACAAGGAGGAAGUAAACCUACCAAUAAUACGGACUUCCAACACUACUUUUCCACUCCCACGGUCUUCGUCUCCGACAAUCAAGUAAUCUGCGAAUAUUCUUCGCUGAUCUUUGGUGACAUAAAACCACCUGCAGCUUUCUCAUCUCUCGCCACCUCACACACUGAAUCUGGACCCACCACACAAGAUCUGGUUUUCUCACCUACCACAAGCUCCACAGCUGCAGUUUUCGUAUAUCGUCAAGAGCCACCUCUUCCAACACCAAAUCUCGAUGGCCCAGGUAAUUCUCCCACCUCGACGCUCUCGAACGGCCUUCCAGAUCCCUCCUAUUCUGCGCUUUCAGCUUCCUGGGAAUCAGCCAAUAACUACUACAAUUCCUACAAUUCAAUCCAAAUGUCCAAAUACACCGUCGCACUAGAAGCCGAUCUGAAGAGCAUCUUUGGAACUACUACCAUCACGACGGUGGAUGGGGAUAGUGCGUUGACUACCAUCACAACCGAUAACUACAAAGCAUGGGCUACUGCUUACGCUGCGGCACAUGGAAAUGGAACGGGUAAUUCUACAAUUGCGGAUGCUGAUCAAGAUGCUGUCCACCUUGUUCCGAUGCCCCUUCCGUGGUUAAUGGCUAUGCUUGUCAUAAUGAGCUCGGUGAUCGUGGGCGCUGCUGCUUUUUUCAUCUACAGGCCUAGACAUAGGGAUGUUUCAUGA
Messenger RNA from Botrytis sinoallii, 1245 nucleotides. RefSeq lists its product as uncharacterized. The coding region runs from base 1 to 1245 and encodes 414 amino acids. The transcript is spliced from 7 exons. The record is from RefSeq and is a predicted model, not a curated record. Lineage: Eukaryota; Fungi; Ascomycota; Leotiomycetes; Helotiales; Sclerotiniaceae.